UCGUUUCCAACCGAAAACCUUUUUUUUUUUUGUCGAUUGUCGAACCUGUCAAGAAGAAGACGGACACCGGCUUUGUCACUUCUCACUUCUCAGCUCCAUCCAUUUCAAAAUCCCUAAAUCGCAUUGCAUGUACGAUCUCCCAUGUCCGUCUAAAGCCGUUGAAAUUAAAGAAAAAAAUCCAUUAUCGCUGAUUCCUUCUCCGUCGCCGAAACCGUUGAUCAGUCGAGACGUUUAUAUUUUUUGAUUUCCCAUUAAAAGAAGGAGAAUAAAUGUCGUGGCUGCGAUCUGCAGUGAGCAAGGCGGUGGAGGUAGGGAACAAGAACAAUCUCACUCGCACCGUCAGGAACUAUGCCGACACCGUCGUCCAACACGCCGGCCAAGCGGUCGCUGAAGGCGCUAAAAUCUUCCAGGAUCGCAUUGGGGCUCGGAAUUACAAAAGUGUUAAGCAGACUGUCAAAAGAUUGGAAGAAGCAGCUAUCUCUUGUAGAGGUCCUGAAAGAGUUUUGUUACUGAGAAGAUGGUUGGUUGUACUCAAAGAAAUUGAAAUGUUAUCUGAAAGUUCAUCUGAACAUGAAGUUAAGACCCUACAGCAACAACUUACUUCUGAUGAAGCAAAGGAUAAUCCAAAAAGACCAUCUUUGGUCAUGUAUUAUGAUUCUGAUAUCGGAGGUCAACCAAUGAGUUUUCGAGAUGUCUUUCUUCGAAGUCAGGCUUUGGAAGGAAUAACGCUGUCAAUGAUUCUUGAAGCGCCAAGUGAAGAAGAAAUUUCUCUGCUCCUUGAGAUGUUUGGGCUCUGUCUUAGUGGAGGAAAAGAAGUUCAUAAUGCAGUAGUGAGCAGCAUACAGGAUCUGGCUGCAUCAUUUUCAUGCUACAAAGAUGAAGUACUGGUGAAACGGGAGGAGUUGCUUCAAUUUGCGCAAGGUGCCAUUUCAGGGUUAAAAAUCAAUGCUGAUUGUGGAAGAAUAGAUGCUGAAGCUUCUGAGUUGAAGAAAAAACUUGAUGCAAUAUCUGCUUCCCACAAGCCUGUAAUUGAGGGUGAAGAAAAGGCAACAGAGGGAACUGUCAGUAUAACGAUAGAGGCUCUAAAGGAGGCACUCACUCAAGUUCGGGUUUGUUCCAGAUUAGAAGGACUUCUUCUGAAAAAGCAAAAUUUAAGUUCUGGGGAUUCUCCGGAAAUUCAUGCACAAAAGGUUGACAAAUUGAAGGUUUUGUCAGAAUCCCUCUCUAACUCCUCAACAAAAUCCGAGAAACGGAUUUCGGAGCACAGAUUUCAAAAAGAGGAGGCACUGAAAGUACGUGUGACCAAGGCUGAUGAAGCUAGUGAAAAAGAGAAGGAACUAGCAGCUGAGAUUUCCAAACUUGAAAAACAUAGAGAUGAACUUGAAGCUGAACUGAAAAAGGUUAAUAUUUCCUUGGCUGCUGCUCAUGCACGCCUUCGUGAUGCCAGGGAAGAGAGGGACCAGUUUGAAGAGGCUAACAAUCAGAUUGUUGCACACUUGAAAACUAAGGAAGAUGAGCUGUCAAAAUCAAUUGUUGCAUGUAGAGCAGAAGCUGAAGUUCUUAGUACAUGGAUUAAUUUUCUCGAGGAUACUUGGGUUCUCCAAUGCUUUUAUACAGAAAUGAAGGAGAAGCAGGUCAAUGAUGAGCUAAAGAGACAUGAGGAGUAUUUUGUGAACUUGGCCAUUGAUCUCCUCUCUGCUUACAAGAAGCAUUUGGGGCCGUAUAUCGACCGGAUUGGGAAAUUUGUGGAGAACCUAAAGAACUUGAGUGGGGGGUCAGAGAAGAUUUCUAGUGGAGAUAGUGAGGAUUCUAAAGUAUUAAAUCCAAGGAAAAAUCUUGAGGAGGAAUAUUUAGCCUAUGAAGCCAAGAUUAUAACCACCUUCAGUGUUGUCGACAAUAUGAAAGAGCAGUUCUACCCUCAACAAGGGGCAACGUCAAGGAAUGAUGAUCCAAGGGUCAAAGAGCUAUUCGAUGAUAUUGAGAAGUUGAGAAAGGAGUUUGAGUCUAUUGAGAGACCAAUUCUAGAAAUAGAGACUCCAACCCUGAAGGCAGAAACUCCAAGAGAGAAGCCCAAGGAAAGUCCAUCCCAUCCCCCACAGGAGGGAGUUAGCUCACCGAAACAUGAGACACCCACGCACCCUGAGGUGCCUGCAGUGAAGACAGCGCAGGUAUUGGACCAUGAAGCUGAACUGGCAAAGCUGGAAUCCGAGUUUGGGAAGGGAGCCCAAGACUACUCAACUGAGGAGAUUGGUGACUGGGAAUUUGAUGAGCUUGAAAAGGAACUAGGAGUUGGUGAUUCAACAUAAUGAAACUAAAGCUAUUCAUUUAUACUGGUAUAAAUCUUUAUGAUAAAAGCUGUGCUUUUUAAACCACUAGUUUUUGUUUGUUGCGACUUGUCUGUAAAAUGUAAUGGAAGCCUUCUGUAAAUUGUUGACCUUUGUUUGUUGUAAUAUGAAACUGCUGAAAGAAAUAAAUCAAAAGCUCUGUUCUUAAUUUAGACAA
Messenger RNA from Tripterygium wilfordii, 2502 nucleotides. RefSeq lists its product as uncharacterized. Lineage: Eukaryota; Viridiplantae; Streptophyta; Magnoliopsida; Celastrales; Celastraceae. Bases 270 to 2306 code for a protein of 678 amino acids. The record is from RefSeq and is a predicted model, not a curated record. The transcript is spliced from 18 exons.